Molecule: messenger RNA, 1926 nt
Organism: Trypanosoma brucei brucei TREU927
Lineage: Eukaryota; Euglenozoa; Kinetoplastea; Trypanosomatida; Trypanosomatidae
Product: ABC transporter, putative
Exons: 1
Coding region: 1-1926 (641 amino acids)
Biological process (GO): long-chain fatty acid import into peroxisome; fatty acid beta-oxidation; very long-chain fatty acid catabolic process
Cellular component (GO): peroxisomal membrane
Molecular function (GO): ATP binding; ABC-type transporter activity; ATP hydrolysis activity
Source: RefSeq, a predicted model, not a curated record
AUGAGUUCUGUACUUGACGGGCUGAAGCAAUUACUAGUCGCCUCCCCGUUCUCACAUGCGAAGUAUGCUCUUUUGGUGGUAAUAGCACUACUGUUUCAGGGCGUACACAAGUGUGUGCUUGCUCGCCGAGCAAACCCAUCAUCGCCGCGACGACACGCAGGUAAGGCGUCCGGUCGACAUAGACGACCCACUGUACGCUUCGACAGCACCCUCUUCUGGCGGGUUGUGGGGCUUCUCCGUAUUUGUUUUCCCAGUGUUCUCUCCCCUGAAUCUGGUACUAUGGUUGCUUUGACGUUGCUGCUCGCCCUUCGCACCAGGUUGACGCUGAUGUUGUCCCGGGUAGCCGGGAAUAACGUUAAGGCACUCGUUCAGAAGAACUUUAGGGAAUUGUUACUUGGCAUCGGUGAUAUCGCUUUAUAUGCCUUACCCGCAACCGUAGUGAAUGUGGGCAUCGGCUACACAAUUUCCUCAAUAGAGUGGCGGUUUCGGGAGCGGCUUCAGCAUGCUCUUCAUAAAGAGUACUUCCAGGGGCGCCGGGUUUACGACCUUGCAACUACAGGCACCGUGGACAACCCGGGCCAUCGUGUGACGAAUGAUGUCCAGUGCUUCAGCAGAGAACUUGCGGUUUUGAUACCUUCUAUACUAAAACCGUCGAUGGAUAUCGUUACAUUUUCUUCUGCGCUGGCCGAGCACGGUGGUCACAACGAAUCCCUGCUCAUAUUUUCAUACUACGCAUUCGUUGCCGUGCUAUUUCGACUAAUUCUUCCAAACUUUGCAACUAUGAUGGCAGCCAGUCACGCAAAGGAGGGCAACCUUCGCACGAUGCACACCCAGCUCCUUCACCACGCGGAAGAGGUGGCGUUUUACCGCGGUGCAGAUGUUGAGCGUGCGACUGCUGAUCGUCUCCUUCGAUCGUACCUGCGAUUGGAAAGUAACAUUAAGCGCCUUAAGUGGUGGAGCACCUUAGUCAGCUCGAUGUUUGUUGAGUAUGGAUCGACGUGCGUCGGUUUAGCAGUUUGUGGAUUCGCUGUUGCCCGUCGUGCAGAUAGCAUGGAUGCCGCUGGUAUGGCGCAACUGUAUGCACGGAACGCGAAGCUGUGUACUUCGUUGGCCAAAUCCAUCGCAAGGCUUUUUUCAAUCCACCUAAAGGUAAGCGCUGUGUGUGGCGGCGCCCAUCGUGUUGGGGAGCUACAGGAUUCUCUUCGUUCCCUCGAGCGAAACGAACGGGAGACGACGCUAAGUUUGGUGGAAGAGUCCAGUGACGAUAAGAUUGUGUUUAAGAACGCGUACAUUCUCUCCCCAUCUGACAAGAUGAUUCUUGCCAAUUACAACGCAACAUUCAAGGCGGACCGGCACGUCCUCAUAAUGGGUUGUAACGGAGCUGGAAAGACGGCCCUCAUCCGCGUUAUCACUGGCGUGUGGUCCCUGCGUGAGGGCUCCCUGAAACGUCCUCCCCCAUCCCAGAUGGUUGUACUGACGCAGCGGGUUUACCUCCCCCCGGGGACCCUACGGACUCAAUUCACUUACCCAACCUCCGAGGCAGACAAGCGGGCAGGUGAUAUCGAAGACGCCAAACUUGUAGAGUUUGCCACCCGCGUUGGGUUGAGAGGACUGCUGACGCGCGUGGGAGGGUUGGAUGCAUGGAAAGAAUGGUCAGAGGUGCUGUCUGGAGGUGAGCGGCAGCGCGUGGCGUUUGUUCGCGCACUUUACCAUCGGCCAACCUUUGUGUUUUUAGACGAGUGCACGAGCGCGGUGUCCCAAAACAUUGAGCCAACGUUGUACAAAUUACUUUUGGAUGAGGGUAUGACGUUAAUAACGACAUCUCACCGUGAAUCGUUAAAGAAGUUUCAUCAUGAUAUUAUGAUGUUGGAUGGUGUGGGCGGAUACACAGAAACGGAGGUGGGGCAGCCCAGGGUAACCAUUUGA